This is a messenger RNA of Podospora pseudocomata, 180 nucleotides long. RefSeq lists its product as uncharacterized. Bases 1 to 180 code for a protein of 59 amino acids. Lineage: Eukaryota; Fungi; Ascomycota; Sordariomycetes; Sordariales; Podosporaceae. The transcript has 3 exons. The record is from RefSeq and is a predicted model, not a curated record.
AUGCGUGAAAGCCAUCCGGGCUGCUUGCAUUUGGCGACCCAGAGGACAGCUUUGGACCUCAGUAGCCACGUCCUUCUGGUCUUCCUCGUCGUCGUCCAAAAGGAUAACGGGGUUGGCGGCCUCCGGGAAAUUGCUUCGAACGCCGGUGUUGAUCCCUCUACCAAGAUUGUCUCCAAGUAA